AUGCCGGACCGCAAGCGGAGGUCUCUCAAGUUCAUCCACAUCACCAAAACGGGUGGCACGACAAUCGAGAACCUCUUCAAGCAACACGGGCAUGCAGUUGGACGGUUCCACAGCGAGUACGGGAGAUGGCACGAGCCUUUUGGCGACAAGCCCACGAGCCUUCGCACCAAGCACGACUGGUUCACCGUCGUGCGCGACCCGUAUGAGCGAGUUCUGUCCGAGUUCCAUUGCAAAUACGCCGGGUAUGGCGGGAGCCUUUUGCAAUCCGGGCUGCACGGAGCAUUUAUGGCCGGUAUGGCAAUGCUCGAGUCGUCUGGGCAGGGUGGACUGACAGUGGGGGGCGCCAACCGAUUCAUCCGUCGCCAGAUCAAGCAUCGAGGGAAAGGGCUAGACUGGCACUACAUGCCGCAGUAUGUCUAUCUGACUGCAGCAUCCGGUGUGCGCCUGCGUGUCAUCCGUUUCGAGCACCUCCGGGAGGAGUUGAACCGGCUGCUUGCCGAGUACGGGCUGCCCUUCCAGCUGGGCGGCAGGCGCGACAACGCCGCAUUGGGACAGAAGCGCUUGACCGUCGAGGAUCUGGAUGCAGAGACGAUCGCUCUCAUCAACCACGUCUACCGCCGCGACUUUGAGCUCCUCGGCUACCCACUCCGUGCCCCCAAGCUGAGCCGACCCGCCGCCCCAGCCGAUGCGCCCAGCCGAGCCAUCGCACGCAGUCUCGCCAAGACUGUCAGCGACCUCAACGGGCGGAACGAGGUGUGCGAGAUGCUCAAGCGCCUCAUCGACGAGCAAGACACUGACGCGAGGCGUGAGGUCAUCCGGAGAUCCACAAGUUUUAGGGCAUAG
Emiliania huxleyi CCMP1516 is the source of this 843-nucleotide messenger RNA. RefSeq lists its product as hypothetical. Gene Ontology annotation, molecular function: sulfotransferase activity. Lineage: Eukaryota; Haptophyta; Isochrysidales; Noelaerhabdaceae. The record is from RefSeq and is a predicted model, not a curated record. The coding region runs from base 1 to 843 and encodes 280 amino acids. Gene Ontology annotation, cellular component: membrane. The transcript has 2 exons.